Asparagus officinalis (garden asparagus) is the source of this 5877-nucleotide messenger RNA. RefSeq names its product lysM domain receptor-like kinase 3. Gene Ontology annotation, biological process: innate immune response; protein phosphorylation. The transcript is spliced from 10 exons. The record is from RefSeq and is a predicted model, not a curated record. Bases 3168 to 4778 code for a protein of 536 amino acids. Lineage: Eukaryota; Viridiplantae; Streptophyta; Magnoliopsida; Asparagales; Asparagaceae. Gene Ontology annotation, molecular function: ATP binding; transmembrane receptor protein kinase activity.
GUAAAAGGGGCAAAAAAGAAAAAAAGAAAAACUAUCAAAAAGUUGAUAACAAAUAUACACUUGUAUUCAAAAACAUUAUAAUAUUUAUUUGAUCUCUGUCUCAAUGCGCGAAAAGUCUGAUUGUGUGGAUUCUGGCGUUAGCAGUUACAAGGUCUCUACUCCAACUACCAAACUUGCUUGAAGGAGAUCCAUGAGAGUCAUCUAAGAGCAACAUUUCAUUUCACGUGCAUAGCACACGACCGACCGAAAACAAGUAAUAAGUUACAGAAAUAAACAAUCGUGACCGAAUCAAGUAGAUGCAGGCCAGCUCUUUACAAUGCAAUGUUUUUUUAAGUUGGACGCACGCUUUACACUAUACAACCAUCUAAUAUCUAGCAUAUUUACAAAUAUAAGCAGCCCCUUUGCGGGAAGUUAUACAAUCUUCUCAGUUGACACGUCUCAAGAUUUUCUACAGUUGAUAGCUUUCAUUAAUCAGUGACCCCAAUCAAAUUUGAAUUCGUAAAAGGGAAUAACAAGUUAAAAAACAUUUAAAUAGGGAAGUACAAUCCUACUAAACUAGAAUACUUAUAUAUUUGAUGUACAAAUUAAACAGAAUUCAGAGUUGAAGCUCUACUUCUGAUGAAUUGUUGAAAAACUAACUAAUCCAUGGAUUUUAAAACUUGAUGUUGGCAUGAAGUAAAGAUGCUCCUUUUGACAUCUAUCAGAAGUUUUAUCAAAUCCGUAACGAACCAGUGAUGCAAACUAGAUUGUUUUAUGGCUUAAUAUCGGAUUGUAUAGUAACAAUUCUUUUUUAUUUUAUUGUGCCUAAAUUUGAGUAUAAAAUCCUGAAAACCAUAGAACAAUCAACUUAUCUUAUGCUCAACAAAACAUACUAGGCACAAUUCUGACAAGAAAAGAACUUGUCUUUUAUCUAUAAAUUAUUAACACAAUUAGCCGGCCACAUAAACUAUUAAGAAGUUCCGUCUGUUUGUUUCCAGUUUCAAAGAAUACAAUUGAAAUCAAAGCCGGCAAGAAUAACAUUUUUAAAUGAUAAUAUUAAACUUCACUGAGUUUACUCUGUUCCAAUACAAAUUUGAUUUAAAACUAACCAAAUAAGUUUAACCCGCAUAAAGGUUAAUGUCAAGUGCAAGGAUAAUUAACUGGACAACAUAAUAUUUUUAUAAAUUAAAUAAAGCUAAAACACAUUCGAGCAUCACAAACUUCAUCCUUAAUCUUUUGCUGAAAACUCCAUCAAAGAAAAUAAUGACAAUGAUUUCUUACCAUCUACUUUCCACCCCAAAUAAAAAGAUGGGAACGAUUUAGUUUACUAUCAGCUUUCAAUACAUAUUCCUGUAUAUGAAUUUCCUUCCAAAGAAAAUAGUGUAUCCCUAAUUGAUCUGUCUGUUGAUAUAAUUUAAGGACAAACCAUGGCAUAUAAUUUAAAAUACAGAUAAAGCUUAAAUUAUAUUACAACAGAAAGAGAAUCUGAAAUAUGAAGGUACAUAGUGACAUAACUUUGAUUCUUACCCUUGCUUUAUUCAGUUCAAUAUUCCAGCAGCUGAUGAUUUCAGUAAAUUAAUAAAUUAAACUUGAAAUUAGAUUUGGGUAUUAUUAUUCAUGUCCUCAUCUAUACUUGUUUGUAUCACAUAAUAUAUUGGUCAGAUUUUGGACCGAAGUUGAUUAACGCUAUAUAAGUGAGUGAGUGAACUAGAAUGACUGUGACAAUGAAAUAAAAAUUAAUUAAUUACAAUAAAAUUCUCUGACGAUGAGAGUGGAUCAUGCUAAUGAACAUGACGAUCUAGUUAGUACCACUUGACCCUCAAAUUAUUUGGCAAAUAAAAUAACAUAAAUUCAAGUUAUAUGAGGAGAUUUGUACAAAAAAAAGUUGAAAGCAGCACUUAUUGCCUUUCGAAGUGUAUAAAUUUAAGAUAGCUAUAAAAGAAGCACAAAAGAAGUCACCUUGGUGCUAUCACUAACAUUUAGCUUUACACACUCUGAUCUUUAAGAGUUCCUAGUGUGCCAUUACUAUAUCACUAUCACCCUCACCCACCAAAAAAUAGGAGCAGUUAUUAUAGCUGCCGAAUUCAAAAUGGUAGUCACUUCAAAAAGAAAAGAGAAUACAGAAGUUCAACAAGAAAUGCAGAAUACAGAAGUUCAGGAAGAAAUACAGGACAAAGAUAAGGAAUCUUGAAAAUGAAGACUGAUUCUACUAUGCCUUUGUCAUUUAGAGUUUGUAACAUAGAGAAGGCAGGUAAGUCCAAAGUUAGAAGCUUUGAAAUGAAUCCCUAACGAUUAAAGACCUACAACCAUCACAGAAGAGUUAAAGGGGGGAACAAUAUAUAUAAGUCCGCCCUUUACAGCUCAUAAGUAUUGCUUGAUGAAGGAAGAUACGUACUACGAAUCCAAUGCUAGAAGUCCACUUACUGUUAAAAUAAGCAUAUUUGAAAAAUGUAUCACAGUGUGCAGACAAAUGGAAGCGAUGGAAACAAGGGAACAAGUCAGAAGCAACUAAAACACUAGAACCCAAUUCUUUCCUCCCUAAUCCUCUUCCCAGCUAUGAACCUAUUCCAUCACAUUUGCUCUGAAGAGGCAAUGACGAACCACCUUCUUCUUUUCCUAUCCCUCCUCCUUCUAACCAGCCACUCCAAUGGAGAAAACCCAACAAACACCACCAGCGCUAUUACCAUGUACCCCAUGCAGUGUUCUAGUCCCUCCCGCAAACCCACAUGCAAUUCCUUUCUCUAUGUUCCAUCUGUAGGCCUCCCCUCCUCUGUUGUCGCUUCAGUUUACUCUGCUAAUGCAACCCUCAUAAGAACUGUAAGUUGUUAAUAGUUGCUGUUCUAAUUAAUUAAUAUGUCGUAUGUUGUCUAUUGAGAGAAACUACCAUGACUGACAGUUGGUAGAGUAUUCCUCCACCUAGACUCCUAGUUUAGAGUAACUUACACUAGGUCAGCCUGACUUCUACACCUCAUGGCUAACAGUCUGUUGGCUACAGAUUCCUAUGCCAAGAAUUUUGGCAUUAACCAUGGUAAUCCUAAAUUUUGGCCAUUUUCAGAAAUUCAGACUUGCACUCAGUAGCUGACACUAUUCUAAUGAGAAAGGUUUUAGAUGGUGAUGACAAAGGUUUGGAAAGGACUGCAAUUAUAUGAGCAAAAUUAUCUUUCAAUGUACAGGUUUUUCGCCAACCAAUGAUUCAUCCUGACUUUCUGGUGCAAGUUCCAUGCGGAUGUGAAGACACUGGAACUGGAACUAUCGCCUAUUUCCACAACACCAAAUAUAGAGUGCAGCGAGAUGACACCCCUACUGAGAUAACAACUAAAGUCUUCAAUGGUCUGGCAUGGAAUGUAACCAGUAUACUCCAACCAGAACAGGUGAUCACAAUUAACCUCCUAUGCGGGUGUUACGAUGGUAAUGACCAAGCAGAGGUAGUAUCUUAUACAGUACAACAAGGGGAUACACUGUCUACAAUCUCCAGUUUGUUAUCUGCUGACUGGGGGAAGAUUGUGAGGAUGAAUGGAGAAAUUCUUAAGAAUCCAGAGUUUUUGAUCCCAGGAUGGGUGCUAUUUGUGCCCAUGGGAACUGCAGUUGCAGCUCCAAAUCCAAAAGGAAAGAAGCACAACAUUGCACUAAUUAUGGGCAUUUCAAUAUCCAUGGCCUUCCUAAUAAUUGGAGGUUUACUUUUAUUCUUAUGUCGGAGAAGGCAAUCUCGUCAGCAGAAGAUAGAGGAAGCAAACAAGGUAGAAAGAAAUGCAAGCAUAAUGAGUAUUGCCGCUCUUGAAAGCCAAUACCAUCCUGCAAAUAACAUGAAAGGUUUUGGGCCUACCAACACAGAGAGACCAAUAAUAUUUAGUUUAAAAGAUGUCGAGGAAGCAACAACAAGCUUUGACGAGAAACGGAAGAUCGGGGAAGGUGGAUUUGGCAGUGUGUUUCAUGGAAUUUUGGCGAAGCAGGAAGUGGCAAUUAAAAAGAUGAGGUCCAGCAAGUCCAAGGAGUUCUUCGCAGAGCUAAAGGUGCUUUGCAGAAUACACCAUAUAAAUGUGGUUGAACUGAUUGGCUAUGCAAGUGGUGAUGACCAUUUGUACCUGGUUUAUGAGUAUGUUCAGAAUGGUUCACUUAGUGAUCAUCUCCAUGAUCCACUGCUGAAAGGCCAUCAACCUCUCUCUUGGAAUGCAAGAGCACAGAUUGCACUAGAUGCUGCAAGGGGAAUUGAGUACAUUCAUGAUCACACAAAGGCACAGUACGUGCAUCGAGAUAUAAAAACCAGCAAUAUCUUGCUAGAUGAGGGGCUCAGAGCUAAGGUUGCAGAUUUUGGCUUGGUAAAGCUUGUAGAACGUAGCAAUGAAGAAGAUUGUAUGGCAACACGAUUGGUUGGAACUCCUGGUUACCUCCCACCUGAGUCAGUUCGUGAACUCCAGAUGACCUCAAAAAGUGAUGUCUUUGCAUUUGGAGUAGUUUUAGCGGAGCUGAUAACGGGUUGCCGUGCUCUAGUUCGAGACAACAAGGAACCCAGCAAGAUGAAAUCACUUAUUUCUAUUAUGAACAGAAUUUUCCUAGAGGAAGACCCUGAGACAGAGUUGGAGGCCAUAAUAGAUCGAAAUCUCAGGGAAAAUUAUCCAGUGGAGGAAGUCUACAAGAUGGCAGAGAUCUCCCUAUGGUGUUUGGAUGAAGAUCCAGUGAAUCGGCCUGAGAUGAGAGAGAUCACGGUGAAGCUUGCUCAGAUUGUUAUGGCUUCAAUAGAAUGGGAAGCAUCACUUGCAGGCAACAGCCAGGUUUUCAGUGGCAUUUUUAAUGGGAGAUAAAAAGCUAUGAACCAUUUGAUAUGGAAACUGCUCCUCGUGUCUUUAAUGAGUGUUCCCCAACUCCUCCCCCACAUAACCAAUUUUCCCCUAAAAGAUGUAAAUAUAUAUAUAUACAUCAAUCAGAUGUGGUCUAGGCCCACAUAAAAAUAAAAUGGAUCAUGUUCAAGUCAGAUUUAUGUAAAUUCAAUAUAACAAUAUGCUUAUGUAAAUUGGCUUUGGUAGCUGACUUAGCUCUGAGAAAUUUUCCCAAAUUUGGCCCCUCUUCCUCUGUUUCUAUUUUCAUUCUGCAAAACUAUUAGAAUUCAAUGAUUCAAUCUUAGCCAAUAUAACAAGCAUGCAAACGCUCAUCAACUCUGCUUCUAGACAGUGCAUCUCAUGAGCAGUGUUCUAAAAAAUGGGCUAGGCCACUUAAGUUGUGCAACCUUCAGGCGGCUUUGAUCAGGCAAGUGCCUAGGUGCUAAGAGCCAAUCUGGUAUUGUUGGACAUCAUAAUAAGUUGUUUAUAUAAGUAGCCAAUAGAAGCAACUUAUAUAAGCUGCUGAAAAUAAUCAUUUGCUAAUUAUAUAUCAAUAGCUAUUUCCAAAAGCAGUCAAGAUGUUUGGCAAAACUACGCUUAAAGAUCAUUGUCAAAAGAUGAAGGUCAUAUAUGGUAUAUAAACAAAACAAUACUGAAGCUGCUUUUAGAAGCAUCCUUAGGAUCUCAUUAAUAAAACAAAGCAUUUUGAAAUUGCUUCUAAAAGGACCCCUUGAAAGCAAAAGCAAUUUCAAUAAGCAUGCAAAAAAAUUCACCAAGCACAAUUACUGAUUGCUUCUCAAAAAAAUAACUAGAAGCACUUGGAAAGCAAUACCAAACUGCCCCUAACUACCGCGUUGAUGAAGUUCUAGAGCAACUACAAGCUGAUCUCUUCACUUCCGGUCAGUUGAUCAGUUGAUUUGCCAGGUUUUACAAUUCUGUUGGAUGAUAUGAUGUAGAAUGCUGUUAAUUUGGUGAAUAGGGUACAAAGUGGGGACUACUUUUAUGUAGGAAAGGUGACAGAAUAGCUGCAGACACAGGGCUGCUGCAGACUUCUGUGUGCACAAAGAAUUAAGCAGGAGAUUUC